AUGUUCCCACGGUCAACUUAUAUAAGCAAAAGUGCGGUCAACCACAAGUCUUUUCCUAUCUUUUCCUUCCUUUCCCUCCUCCUCAUUCUCCUUCUAGUCAAUAAUUUUCGCAUUUUUGAGUAUUUGCUCCUUCUUCCUUCCCUCCUCCUCCUCCUCCUACUCAAUCAUUUUUACAUUUUUGACCAUUUGCUCCUCAUUUUCGCACUUUUGAGUAUUUGCUGCUCCUCCUUCUUCCCUCCCUCCUCCUCCUCCUCCUCCUACUAUAGGCUCAUCCUCUCCAAUUUUCGCAUUUUGGCUAUUUAUAGCCUUCUGCCCUUCUCCUCCUCCUCCUCUCUUAAUUUUCGCAUUUUUGCCUCUUUUGUAGUUAGUAGUUUACACCUGUUGUAGUAAUUACUUGAAAUAUUACUUGAAUUUUCGC
Suillus discolor is the source of this 418-nucleotide messenger RNA. RefSeq lists its product as uncharacterized. The coding region runs from base 1 to 387 and encodes 128 amino acids. NCBI's taxonomy places the organism in Eukaryota, Fungi, Basidiomycota, Agaricomycetes, Boletales, Suillaceae. The record is from RefSeq and is a predicted model, not a curated record. The transcript has 6 exons.